Messenger RNA from Sorex fumeus (smoky shrew), 3510 nucleotides. RefSeq names its product follistatin like 4 (gene FSTL4). The record is from RefSeq and is a predicted model, not a curated record. Gene Ontology annotation, biological process: regulation of BMP signaling pathway; multicellular organism development; cell differentiation. The coding region runs from base 269 to 2782 and encodes 837 amino acids. The transcript has 16 exons. Gene Ontology annotation, molecular function: protein binding; calcium ion binding. Lineage: Eukaryota; Metazoa; Chordata; Mammalia; Eulipotyphla; Soricidae.
CGGACGGUGACGUCACGGGCUCGGGUCCCGGCGGCAGAAAUAGGGCAGCCGCGGCGGCGGUGGCACAGCGGCGGGCAGCGGCGGGCUCGGAGAGCUGGAGCCGUGACAGCCUCCCGCGCGCCCGGGACCCACCGACAGCCGGAGAGACCCAGCGAAAGACGCGGGCUCGGGUGGCCGUCACCGCGGCCGCUCCCGGGCGUUCCUUCCCGCUCUGCCGAGUCCGGCCACCUGGUCUUCACCUCGGCCCCGCCGCCCCAGACUCAACAGAAUGGCACUGGGAGGCUUCGGGCUGCACCUCGCUCUGCUGGCAGCCUCCCUAACCGCUGCAUUGGGAUGGAUGGACCCCAGAACCAGCCGAGGACUGGCCGCAGGAAUGGGGGAACCGCCGGCAGAGGAACCGAGAAGAUUUGCAGUCUCAAGAAGAGAAGGCUUCGACCUUGGGCUGCCGACCACCUGCGGGAAGCUCUGUGGCCGAGGGAGCAGCUGCGUGCGCAGCCAAGAGACCGGCCGGCCCGAGUGCCGCUGUCUGCAGACCUGCCGGCCCAGCUACGUGCCCGUGUGUGGCUCCGACGGCAGGUUCUAUGAGAACCACUGUGAGCUGCACCGCACUGCCUGCCUGCAGGGUAGGAAGAUCUGGGCGGCGCGCAGCAGGGACUGCUUCCUCAAAGGUGACCCAUGCUCCGUGGCUGACUAUGCCCGCCUGAAGAAUGCCCUUCUGGUGCUCCAGGCCCGCCUGCAACCCCUGGGGGGUGGGGGCCAUGGGCAGGAGCCUGCCUCGAAGAAACGCCUGCUGGUGGAAGCGCUGUUCCAGCAGCUGGACACCGAUGGUGAUGGCCACCUGGGCGGUUCAGAGCUAGCCCAGCACGAACUGAAGGAGCAGGACCAGGAGGGAGACUUCCUGGGGUGCUCACCAGGCGAUCUCCUCCGCUUCGAUGACUACAACAGCGACGGGUCCCUGACGCUGCAGGAGCUCUACACGGCCUUCCAGGUGGUUCAGCUCAGCCUGGCCCCCGAGGAGAGGGUCCUUGUGACCACUGUGACCGUGGGCAUGAGCACGGUGCUGAGCUGCGCUAUCCAUGGAGACCUGCGGCCCCCCAUCAUAUGGAAGCGCCACGGGCUGGCCCUCAACCUCCUGGACUUGGAAGACAUCAAUGACUUCGGAGAGGAUGCCUCCCUCUACAUCACCAAGGUGACCACGGUCCACAUGGGCAACUACACCUGCCAUGCUGCCGGCCACGAGGAGCUGUUCCAGACCCACGUCCUGCAGGUGAAUGUGCCACCCGUCAUUCGUGUCUACCCAGAGGCUCAGGCCCAGGAGCCCGGGGUGGCAGCCAGCCUGAGGUGCCACGCCGAGGGCAUUCCGGUCCCCAGAAUCUCGUGGCUAAAAAAUGGCAUGGACAUCUCGGCCCACGUGUCGAAGCAGCUCUCCUUCCUAGCCAAUGGGAGCGAGCUCCGCCUGGGCAGUGUGCGGUACGAGGACACUGGGGCCUACACCUGCAUCGCCAGGAACGAAGUGGGCGUGGAUGAGGAUAUCUCCUCACUCUUCAUCGAGGACUCAGCCAGGAAGACCCUGGCAAACAUUCUUUGGCGAGAGGAAGGCCUCAGUGUGGGAAAUGUGUUCUACGUCUUCUCCGACGAUGGCAUCGUUGUCCUCCAGCCUGCAGACUGUGAGAUUCAGAGGCACCUCAGGCCCACAGAGAAGAUCUUCAUGAGCUCUGAAGAAAUCUGCCCUCCAGGGGAUGGUGAGGCCCUCCAGCCAUGCCAGUGGGCAUCAGCCGUGAACGUCAGGCACCGGUACAUCUAUGUGGCCCAGCCGGCACUGAGCAGAGUCCUGGUGAUCGACGUCCAAGCCCAGAAGGUCCUACAGUCCAUAGGUGUGGACCCUGUGCCAGAUAAGCUGUCCUACGACAAGUCACAUGACCAAGUGUGGGUCCUGAGCCGGGGUGAUGGGCCUAAGUCCCAGCCAAGCCUCCAGGUGCUAACGGAGGCCAGCAGCGGACAGGGCCAGCACCUGGUCCGUGUGCCCUUUUCUGGAGUGGAGGAUUUCUUCAUCCCCCCCACCAACCUCAUCAUCAACCAUGUCAGGUUUGGCUUCAUCUUCAACAAGUCGGACCCCGCUGUUCACAAAGUAGACCUGGAGAGCCUGGUGCUCGUCAAGACCAUCAGCCUGGAGGGCCAUGGCUGCGUGCCCCAGGCCAUGGCCCACACACACCUGGGUGGCUACUACUUUAUCCAGUGCCAGCCGGGUCAGGGCAGUGCCCCGCAGCUGCUCCUGGACAGCGUCACGGACUCUGUGGUGGGCCCCAACGGCCACGUUGCCGGCACCCCGCACACGUCCCCCGAUGGGCGCUUUGUGGUCAGUGCCGCCAGCGGCAGCCCCCAGCUGCAUGUGCAAGAGAUCACCGUGCGAGGCGAGAUCCGGACCCUCUACACUCUGAGAGCCAGCGGGGGUAUUGGGGACGUGGCCUUCCAGCGCUCCUUCACCAAGGGCAACCAGUACCACGCCUACGCCACGCUGGAGGCCGAGCCCAGGCUGCUGUUUGUGGAGCUGGCCACAGGGAAGGCGGGGGUGCUGCAGAACUUGAAGGAGCCACCCCAGGACCUUGCCCGGCCCCGGGGAGCGCCCCACAGGAUCGUGAGGGACAGUGGGUUGUUUGGACAGUACCUCCUCACACCGGCCCAGGCAUCACUGUUUCUAAUCAACGGGAGGCAGAAGGCCCUGCGGUGUGAGGUGGCCGGCGUUCCGAGGGGGACCACGGUGGUGUGGGUGGGCGAGGUAUGAGGGACGCCCGAAGACAAGAUCCCCCUGCCUCCCCAGAAAAGGAGGCCCACCUGGUCCGGACCCCGCCAACCCCCAAGCUGGCGCGCUCUACAUUUUCACAGACAAAAGCAAAAUCUGUCUCCACUUCGUGGCUCCACACUGGUCUCCUUGCAGUGUCCCAGGCUGAGGCCUGCACUGCUAGAGAAACUGGGGUGCCCCCCCGGGGAGACUGAUCCUCUGUGCCGAGAGCCCUGGUGCCCAGGGAAGGGACCAGCUGCUCUGCCUGUCCCUGCGGACCCAGGGGCAGUGUCCCACCUAUCCCCCUGUGGCCUUCACGUCCCUGCGCCCCUCCACCACCACCCGCGCCCUCCUCUGGGCCCCACUUUCUCCUCUCCAGCUGCUUCUUAAUUCUCUUUCCUUUUGACUCGUUCUGGACCUGAGGCAGAACCAGCAGGUCAUUGCCUCAGUGGGGUGGGGAAAUCAUCACUUUAUUUUGCAAACUUUGAUUAAAAAUUAAUUUUCUAUAAUUGCAAGUGCUAGUCAGCAGAAAGAGGCACUCUGGGGUCCAGCUUCCUGCCACUGGUCCACAAGCCUGCCUGUCUCCACACCGCUGACCACCCUCAGGCUGACCGCCAUAGGGCGGACACGGGGACAGACCCCAGGGGCCUGCUUUUCACCACCAAAGGGAAACAUUCUUUGAGUGGGGUUCAGCACCCCCAGUUCAGGACUGUGCUUGCCUGACGGAGCUG